AUGAUUCAGUCCAUUGCUCUUUUGGCCCUUGCCAGCCCGGCCUUUGCCGGCGUCAUGCAGGUUCGCAGUGAGGGUUAUAUCGCCCCCGCCGCCCAGAACUCUGCUGCCGCUCAGAACUCUGCUGCCGCUGGUCACCACCAGGUUGAGGCCUGGGGUCACAGCUGGAGCCGUCCUGCUGAGGAGCACACCUGGACCCAUCCUGCUGAGGAGCACACCUGGACUCACUCUUCUGAGGGACACAAGUGGACCACUCCCUGCACCACCAGCACCAGCACCACUCCCACCCAUGAGAGCAAGACCAGCACUCCGUGCACCACUUCUACUACUCCUUCUACCACCCCGGUGACCAAGACUGAGUACAGCACCAGCCCGUGCACCACCUCCACCUCCGUGCCCGUCACCACCCAGAAGCCUCACACCCCUGUGAUCCCUGGCACCACCAAGACGAUCACCAUUGUGACCACCACCUGCCCUGUCACUUCGUCGGUUGUCACCUCUGGCACCUCGACCUUCACGAUCCCAAUCACUGAGACCAGCACCAUCACUCUUACCACCACCACUGUGUGCACCAAGUGUGAGGCCGUUGCCACCCCAGUCACCUUCGUCAACGCCACUAUCCCCGCCACUGUCCCUGGCACUGUCCCUGGCACUGUCCCUGCCAGCUCUGUCGUUGAGGUGUCCACCACCCCUGUUGUUGUGGCCGGUUCCACGGUCCCUGCCACCGCUGCCGAGACCCAUGCUACUUCCAGCGCCGUCGUUGUGCCCGCUGGCUCCGCCUCCGUUGUGCCCGCUGGCUCCGCCUCCGUUGUUCCCGCUGGCUCCGCCUCCGUUGUCCCCGCUGGCUCCGCCUCCGUUGUCCCUGCUGCGUCCGCCUCCGUUGUCCCUGCUGCGUCCGCCUCCGUAGUCCCUGCUGAGUCCGCCUCCGCUGUCCCUGCUGAGUCCGCCUCCGCUGUCCCUGCUGAGUCCGCCUCCGCUGUCCCUGCUGCGUCUGCCUCCGCUGUCCCUGCUGAGUCUGCCUCCGCUGCUCACGAGACCCCUGCUGAGUCUGCCUCCUCCACUCCUGAGACCCCCGCCGAGACCUCCGCCGUCUCCGUUCCCGCGUCGUCCGCCUCCGUCCCCUCGACUGAGUCGCCCAAGGCCAGCGGUGUCUUCACUGGUGCCGCUUCCAGCGUCAAGCCCGCUGCUGGUCUCCUGGCCGGUGUUGUCGGUCUCUUCGCUCUGCUGUAA
This is a messenger RNA of Penicillium odoratum, 1227 nucleotides long. It is a transcript of the gene cspA, whose product is annotated as putative cell surface protein. The record is from RefSeq and is a predicted model, not a curated record. The coding region runs from base 1 to 1227 and encodes 408 amino acids. NCBI's taxonomy places the organism in Eukaryota, Fungi, Ascomycota, Eurotiomycetes, Eurotiales, Aspergillaceae. The transcript has 2 exons.